GCGGAACAGCUGAUUACAGCAGGUGGCCUGCUGUAGCCAUGAGGGGGCCUAAUUCCCAGAGCUGUUUGGGUCCAAAUGUUUACCCAGAGGUGCCCGAUGGAGGCUGGGGCUGGGCUGUGGCCCUGGCCUUCUUCAUGGUGGAGGUCUGCACCUAUGGGACCCUCAAGAGCCUGGGUGUCUUCCUCCAGGAUCUGAUGGAAGAGUUUGGGGAGAGCAACAGCCGAGUGUCCUGGGUCAUCUCCAUCUGUGUCUUCAUCUUUACCUUCACUGCCCCCCUGUCCACGAUGAUGAGCAACCGCUUCGGCUAUCGUCCAGUGGUGAUGGUGGGAGGCUUCUUCAUCAGCCUGGGAACCAUAACCUCCGCCUUCACCACCUCCAUCAACGAGAUGUACAUCACCAUCGGCUUUGUUUCAGGCCUCGGCUACUGCCUCACCUUCCUCCCCACCGUCACCAUCCUAGCCCAGUACUUCUCCAGACGACGUGCCCUCGUCACCGCCAUCGCUUCCUCCGGAGAAUCCUUUGCCAUAUUUGCAUUUGCUCCAGCCUUCACUACACUAAAGGAACACAUCGGCUGGCGCUACUGUCUAGUUGUUCUCGGCAUCUUUCAGGCUUCUGUGAUUGGCUGUGGGCUUCUCCUUCGUCCAAUCAUUAUUAUGCCGGAGCCUGUAAAGGGGGACGAUGAAUCAGACAAAGAGUCUCUCUCUUUGAACCAGCUGCAGAGUGUUUAUGAGCUGGAGAACGAACAAACCAGAACCUCCAUCCGUUCCGGAAUCUCACAAUCCUCAGACGACUCCGGCGUCACCUCGCUCUCUGCUUCAACCCUAGACCUGAGGACUGCAGGAGCCGAAAGCAAGGCUCUGAUGGAGUGGGAUUUGCAGGACAAGGAGGGCCAGGAGCCGUCACUGUCUACACCUCCCACCCCAGUCAAGGAGAAGGAUGAGGAGGAACUGGAUGAGGUAGAAGCAGGUCCUCUUCAGCCCUCCAGCCCCAAACUCCUGGACUUCUCCGUGCUUAAAGACGGUGGCUUCAUCUGUUACUCCCUCUUUGGGUUGUUCGCCACUCUGGGCUUCUUCGCCCCACAGCUCUACAUCAUCGAACUGUCAAAGAGCCGCGGCGUGGAGCCCAGCAUGGCCUCCUACAUGCUCUCUGUAAUGGCUGUGGCCGACAUUGUCGGCCGCUUGUCCAUCGGGGUGGUGUUGAACAAAGUCCGCUGCAGGAAGACCCUGGUUCUGCUGGCCUGUGUGGUUCUGCUGUGCCUGGUGUUGGUGGCCUUCACUAUCGUGUGGGAGUUUUGGGGCCUGGUGGUCUGCUGCGCCCUAUACGGCUACUUCAUGGGCACCGUUGGCUCUACUCACAUCCCCAUGCUGGCUGAGGAGGACGUGGUGGGCAUCCAGAAGAUGGCGUCAUCAGUGGGAGUGUACGUCUUCAUCCAGAGCUUUGCUGGGCUGGCAGGGCCACCGCUAGGAGGUGUGUUGGUGGAUGUCACACAGAACUACGGUGCUGCCUUCUACUCCUGUGCAGUGGGAAUGGUCCUCAGUGCCAUAUGCCUGGCUCUGGUCGGCCCGGCCAAGUCCGGCUUGUGCCAAAGAAGCAGCAGAAACAAAGAGGCAGCCAGCAGCACGGAGGAGGAGGAGAAAAUGUCUCAGGACAGCGACCAGUCUGACUUUUUGGAUGUAGACUUAGCCCCAGGGGACAGCCCAGUCAGACAGGCUGUGGAUCAGGACAAUGUCUCUGUAAUAUGAACCUGACUGUAGCAUGACCAACGACUCGCCACCUGGUCCAUCAACAAAUCCAGUCAAGAUGCACUGUGAGAGGCUGCAGCGUCACUAACACUGACCCGCGCUGAUGGUCUUCACAGCUGCUGCUGGUUCCAAAUCUCAGGUGUCACUCACAUUCUGACAAGCUUGAAGUUCACUGCUUCUCAGGAAGGAAGCAGCCUCUCCUCUCAGACCAAAGACACAUCCACGCUGAGCUCAUGCUCACACCUUAGCUAUUUAACAACUUCUCACAGUCCUCUGUGUUUCAUUAGUUUGUGUUUCAGUGGGAAAUCAUAGCUCUAUCUCAGGAAAGAAGUGUUGAUACUGAAGUGUUAUGAGGAUGUGCGAUAUUACUGUGCUGUGCUCUUUGAUUCCUGGUCUUGGGGAGGGUUCCAUCCUCAUUAAACACUAAACGGCUCAUUCAUUCCUGCUGAA
Molecule: messenger RNA, 2192 nt
Organism: Micropterus dolomieu (smallmouth bass)
Lineage: Eukaryota; Metazoa; Chordata; Actinopteri; Centrarchiformes; Centrarchidae
Product: monocarboxylate transporter 7-like
Exons: 6
Coding region: 39-1742 (567 amino acids)
Biological process (GO): transmembrane transport; monocarboxylic acid transport
Molecular function (GO): monocarboxylic acid transmembrane transporter activity
Source: RefSeq, a predicted model, not a curated record